This is a messenger RNA of Caenorhabditis briggsae, 3612 nucleotides long. It is a transcript of the gene Cbr-tps-2, whose product is annotated as Protein CBR-TPS-2. Gene Ontology annotation, molecular function: catalytic activity. NCBI's taxonomy places the organism in Eukaryota, Metazoa, Nematoda, Chromadorea, Rhabditida, Rhabditidae. Gene Ontology annotation, biological process: trehalose biosynthetic process. Gene Ontology annotation, cellular component: alpha,alpha-trehalose-phosphate synthase complex (UDP-forming); cytosol. The record is from RefSeq and is a predicted model, not a curated record. The transcript is spliced from 12 exons. The annotation marks the transcript as partial.
CCACCAGAGAAAAAAGUUCGUGAGCCGUUCUCGCGAGCCAUGAAAGAUGAGCCAAUCUCGAAUGAGCAACGACUAAAGGAGCUGUGGCAUUUGUUGGAUCUACUGGAGAUUGAAUACAAGAAAACGACAGAUCUCCACACACUCAUCUCAUCUGUAUCAGAAUCGUUGACAAUGGUUUGGAAGAAGCGAGAUCCAAAGUCAGAAUUGGCGCUUAAAGGGCUGCUUCUGAUUCUCGAGUACUGUUUGAGUCAUGUGUUUGAUGGACACGCUGUGUUUGAAGUUUUUGUGACGUCGUUGGGAUUCAAUACGGUCAUUUUUUGGAAACACUGCGCCGGCUACAUCUUCGACUCAGACUUGGGUAGAGGUACCAAAUUCCGUGAUGCUCUUCUCUUCUCGCUGACACUUUACGAUGUGAAUACGGGCAAAAAUCGAUUGAGAGAACUCUACGCAGCCGUACCCGGUAUCCGAAAGUCUCUACUUGGUGUAAACGCCAAGCAGUUUGGAGAACGAUAUCAUCAUCUGCAGAAACGGUUGGCCAAGUAUGGGUCGCACACUUCGCUGUGUAGUUUGACGAGUGAAAGUGAUACGGAGGAAGCACUCCACAUCAAAUCCGGCGAACAUUCUGAAAAUGAAGAAGAGGAUCCGAAGAAACCACGAAGCGGUCUUGCAGACCCCCACUUUCAACAACGCGUUAUCAACGUCUCCAAUGCUCCACCAGUCUCCUUGAAGCGAGAAAAAACUGGCGACUGGGAGAUCAAACAAGGAUCUGGUGGUCUUGUGGCGUGUGUAGAUCCAGUGAUGUCUAAAGAUCAUGAGAACUUGUGGCUGGCCAAUUUGGGAAUGAAUAUCAAUGAUAAGAAGAAUAAGAGACCCGGCUCCAUCGCCUCCAUCCCGGAAUCCCUAUCCUUCCCAUCCACCAACACCCUCGGUCUUCCACUUAUCAAACAAACCAUCGCUGAAGUCUUCUUCCACGUACUCGCUGACGAUGAUAUGGAUGCUCCGAAGAACGAGAAACAAAAGAAGGCUCGAGAAGAAAUGUCUCUUCUGGGUGUCCUAAACAAUUAUAAUCGCGGAAAUUACAAGCUGAAUCCAGUUGUGGUCCAAGAAGAAGACUACAAUGUCUACUAUGGUGGCAUUAGUAAUGGACUUCUGUGGCCAGCACUUCACAAUCUUCCAGAAUACAUUGUCAGUGAGUACAACGAUGAGAAGGUGCUCCGUGCUCACUGGUGUGCGUAUGUCAGAGUCAAUUAUCAAUUUGCAAUUGACGCAGUUAGAAAUAGUAGACCUCAAGACUUCAUCUGGAUUCAUGACUACCAUUUGAUGCUUGUUGGAAUGAUCAUGCAAAGUUUGGAUCAACAUUUGGAAGUUGGAUUCUUCCUUCAUAUUCCAUUCCAACCACCAGGAGAGUUCUUCUCCAAAUAUUCUACUGUUGGUUUUGCAGUUCUUCGUGGUCUUUUGAGAUUCACCAAAGUUGGAUUCCAAACUCAUCGUGAUCGUACCAAGUACAUCGAGUUGGUGCAGCACUAUUUCGGAACUGCAAAGAUUGUGUACGAUAACAAAAUGGACAUUUAUUCGGUGACCAACGAGGGAUGGACCUGUUCUUUGGGUGUCUUCCCCGUAAGCAUUAAGAACGAUGACUUUUUGAAAUUUGUGGAUCUUCCCGAAACUAUCAAACUCAAAUCUGACAUUCGUAAACGUGUGAUGGGAGAGCACCCAGCGCCAGACGGUCGCUUCUUUUUCUCAGUGGAACGAUUCGAUUACACGAAAGGAAUCAUGGAAAAGCUUCAGGCUUAUCAAAGAUAUUACGAGAAACAUCCGGAUAGAAUCGGCAAGGAUGUUCUCUACCAAAUCGCGGUGACUAAUCGAAGAAGUGUGGACACUUAUAGAGUCUAUCAAGACGAGUGUAUCGAUCUAGCGGAGAAGAUCAAUGAGACCUUCAAGUCAAAGGAGAACCCCAACUGGAAACCAUUGAUCUUCCAAACCGAUGGAAUGCAACGGAGCGAACUUGUAGCAGCCUAUCUAGCUAUGGAUAUUGGAGUUGUGACCCCGAAGAAAGACGGCAUGAAUUUGGUUGCUAAGGAGAUGUUGGUUUGCAAUCCAAGAGCAGGACUUGUGCUCUCCACUGGCGCAGGAUCUGAGAUUCAAUUCACUACUGCAGGAUUGUACACGGAUAAGGAGAAGAAUUAUCAUAGGAUUUCAAAUGUGUUCGAUGCGGAUUCCUAUUGCGAUGCCUUCUACGCAGCGGCACUGGAGCCGGAGGAUAAACGAGCGGAGCAUGGAAAGAGACUGCACGAGUUUAUAAUGGCCAAUGAUAUUGAGAGAUGGAGUAGUGCGUUUUUGGAUCCAAGUUGGACCCAUGAAGUCAUUCGACCAACUCAGAUCGACACCCUCGAUGAUUUCUUCUCACUUAUGAUGAAAACUCGUAACGUGCGUCGGCAGAUUGUCGGUCGUGUCCUCAAGGGGAUCCCAAUCCGUUCCCAUUUUGCAAUCUCUUUGAGGAAUGCCAAAGAAUCAUUGGAGCAGAUUUGCAAGCCUGGAACUCAUACCGCCGAAUUCAAAUCUGGACCCGAUUCCACCGAAGUUGCUCAUUUCGAGAUUGAUAAUGAGUUGCAGGAGUUUGAGCGCGAUUUGUCGUUUAUCGAUUAUGUGCAAAGUGAUGAUGCGGAUAAUGUGGAGCAGUUUGUGGAUGCCGUCGAGUUGCUUUACUCAGCCGACCAUUUCCACUAUUUCUUCACCGAUAGGGAUGGAACAUUGAAAAGUUAUUCGUGUAGUUAUCCAUCCAGUAUUCAGCCAGCAUAUUCUGGAGUUAUUCAGGCCCAAUUUGCUCGUCGGUGUGCUCAAACCUGCGUUAUCCUUACCACUGCUCCACUAAUGCACAUAGGAGUCCUUGACGUCUCCACAAUUCCAAAUGGUUACUAUUAUUUCGGUGCAUCCGGUGGACGUGAAUGGUUUAUCGAUUCUGGACACAAUUUUAAGGACGAAUCGAUUAUGAAAGGAGAGAAGGCUGAUGUAUUGGCUAGUGCCUACACUCGAAUUUCUCAUCUUCUCGAGGAACCGGAAUUCCGUCAAUUCUCUUGGGCUGGUUCGGGUCUUCAGAAGCAUUAUGGUCACUUAACAAUUGCUUUCCAAGACGUCUAUCGUUCAAUAACCGAAGCUCAAGGCAAACGAUUGUAUGAAGAAGUUGAGAAAAUUGUCAAAGACGUCGAUCCCCAAGGUACCCGUUUACAAUUGGCUAGUACGGAAUUUGAUAUCAAGGUUUAUAUGAAGACUGAAAUUGAUGGACGUGUUUUCGACAAAGGAGAUGGACUCAGAAUGUUGUGUGAGAAAAUGCACUGUGAUUUGACGGAAGGGAACGUGCUUGUCUGUGGAGACUCAUCAACGGAUAUCCCGAUGCUCAAAGAAUGUCUGGUUCGGAACCCAAAAGGGGUUUAUACUAUUUGGGUUACUGUAAACGAUCAGUUGAAAGAGCAGGUCCGAGCUCUCUGUGCCUCCUAUUCAAAUACCAAUGUGGCAUUCGUCUCAUGUCCAGAAGUACUUCUCGGUGCAAUGGCUCAGGCCACAAUUCGUGAAAUCACAAUCACUAGAACCCGUAAAUUAUCCCGGAAUGUCUAA